Molecule: messenger RNA, 594 nt
Organism: Schistosoma intercalatum
Lineage: Eukaryota; Metazoa; Platyhelminthes; Trematoda; Strigeidida; Schistosomatidae
Source: the annotation of a GenBank genome assembly
AUGUCUGAAGGGUCGUCUAUCUUGUCCUCUGGACCUAAAAGACAAUACGGGACUCUAGAAUCUACAAAUGCCUCACAAAAUCCUCAUAUAAUCUAUAACGUCAAACCUGGAGAUACUCUUGUGUCAAUCGCAGUACAAUUUGGAACAACAGUACAAAGAUUGCGAUGGAUUAAUCGUCUGUGGGGAUCAGACAUCUCUAACAUAGCUACAUUAAAAGUCCCUGUCAAGUCUGAGCCUAGGCGGUUUGUACACCACAAUUCAAUUGAAUUGUCUACAGUCAAAAAGAAAUCUGAGCCUGGUAAUGAAGACGCUCCACAAAUAGCUUCUGCUAGCAUUUAUUUUAAAGAAUUGUCAGAAAGGGUUGAAAAGGCCAAGGAAGCUGCCUCCCGCUGCUUAGAAAAGAGCAGACUACCUGAAAUCAUAGCUGACUGUGAUCCCAGUAAACGCGAUUGUUUUCCCGUUCCAAGUUUGUCGGUAUCUGAUGAAACAGUGGUCAUGGUAACAGCACCUUCAACUUCCAAACUUAACUCAAUUACUGAUUCUCGAAAAAGAUUUUGUUCAAUCCCUACAAACAGCAUUCACGAUCCAUGCUGA